AACAGGAUGAGCUUCCAGGCGCUCUGGACUGUGUGGGCACAGUUUCUCCUGCUGUGCCUGCUGCUGCCUGUUCCUUGGGUGGAGGCCAGAAGGUCCAGAGUCUCGAUGCCCUGUCCUGAGGUCUGCGAUGUCACACGUUGCCCGCCACUGCCCACCUGCUCGACUGGCACCGCGCCGGUGCCCGACCGCUGCGGCUGCUGCCGUGUGUGCGCUGCGGGAGAGGGUCAGGAGUGUGGCGGGACCCGGGGCCGGCCAUGCGUCUCGGGGCUGCGCUGCGGUGCCCCGUUUUCCCGGGAGCCUAUUGGGGGCGCAUGGCUGGGCACCUGCGGCUGCGUGGAGGGCGUGGAGGGCGCGGAGGUGUGCGGCAGCGAUGGGCGCACUUACCCCAGCUUGUGCGCGCUGCGUAAGGAGAACAGAGCCGCGAGACUACGGGGCUCGCCCCCGGCAGUGCCCGUGCAGAAAGGAGGCUGCGGGGACCCAGGGACCAGGAGUGCAGGGCGGCUCAGGAGGAAGUUUAACUUUAUCGCAGCGGUGGUGGAGAAAGUGGCGCCAUCUGUGGUUCACUUGCAGUUAUUCCGCAGGUCACCUCUCACCAACCAGGAAAUCCCUGCCUCCAGUGGCUCUGGGUUCAUAGUGUCUGAGGAUGGGCUCAUCGUCACCAAUGCUCACGUCCUCACCAGCCAUCAGAAGAUCCAGGUGGAACUCCAGAGUGGGGCCCGCUAUGAAGCCACUGUCAAAGACAUCGACCAUAAACUGGACCUCGCGCUGAUUAAGAUUGAGCCGAAAACUGACCUUCCCGUGUUGCUGCUGGGGAGAUCAUCCGAUCUCCGGGCUGGAGAGUUCGUGGUGGCUUUGGGCAGCCCGUUUUCUCUGCAGGACACGGUGACUGCUGGGAUUGUCAGCACCACACAGAGAGGUGGCAAAGAGCUGGGACUGAAGGAUUCAGACAUAGACUAUAUCCAGACAGAUGCCAUCAUCAACCACGGGAAUUCUGGGGGCCCACUGGUGAACUUGGAUGGCGAUGUGAUUGGUAUAAACACCCUGAAGGUGACUGCAGGAAUCUCCUUUGCGAUUCCCUCGGAUCGGAUCAGACAGUUCCUGGCCGACUAUCACGAGCGCCAGUUGAAAGGAAAGGCCCCUUCACAGAAGAAAUACCUGGGUCUUCGAAUGUUGCCCCUCACUUUGAACCUCCUACAAGAAAUGAAGAGGCAAGAUCCGGAUUUCCCUGAUGUGAGCUCUGGAGUUUUUGUCUAUGAAGUGAUUCAAGGAACGGCCGCUGCAAGCUCGGGGUUGAGAGACCAUGACGUAAUUGUCAGCAUAAAUGGGCAACCUGUCACCACCACAACUGAUGUCAUCGAAGCUGUUAAGGACAAUGACUUUCUCUCCAUCACUGUGCGCCGAGGAAGUCAGACCUUGUUUCUGACAGUCACACCUGAAAUAAUCAAUUAAGUACCUUUCUCCGAAAAACCGGCUAGCAAAAUCAGUUAUAGUACAUGGUUAGUAUUGAAGAAGUGACAAAGGUGGCAGGGGCUUUGGGACGUCAAGAAAAAUGGAUGGUUUGAAUACAUGAAUGCACGUUUGUACACACACACAGACACACACACACACACACACACACACACAUGGAUCUUGAGGUUGGGGAUGUUCCUCUGUUGCAAAAAUCUUCGAAGCCAAGUGGAAGCAGCAUGAUGGUCUGGUAAAAUUGGAAGACAGAAAACAACUGGAAAACAGGCAGUUCCCAAGUGAAUCGUGACAGGAGACUUUGGUAACCUCCUAUAUAGCCACAGCCUGCUAUGUCACACAUAUGUACAAACCAUCUACCUACCAAAUAGUAAGAGUCUGAAUCUGGAGUUAAAAAGCAACCACAUUUUAAGUAAUCCUCCUUCGUAUACUUCAGUUUCCCAAGUUGUGUCACAUUCUUGGCCAGGGAUUGUGGGUAGAAAAGUCAUCAAUUACAAGACAGACUGAAACUGAUGAUAUCAGUUUAUAACACAGGGAUAUUAGUCUCAAAAUGACCAUUUUAGCAGUAGAAACAAUUUUGGUCCUCCAGUGUUUCGAGAAAACUUCUUCCAUUAAAAUAGUUGUUUUGAAUCAUUUGUAGACUUAUAUGUAGGUUUUUUUUUUUUUAACAGAGCUUACAAACACUCAGACAUUUUACACAGUGAGCUGUGGCAGGGCCGACUCAGGGCUUAAAUAGUUUAUUCUGAGCAAACUAUUUUUAGUUACUGUUUUCCAGACUUGGGAGGGUGCAGGGUCAAACCCAGGGACCAGUGCACAUUAGGUGAGCACUCACCAUCGAGCCUUCCAGAAUUUAAAAAAAAAACAAAUCUAUAUAUCUAUAUCACACCCCUAGAUCUCCUUAAAGUCUAUGGGAAGCUUCAUUUGUGUAUUUUUAAGGUCCCGUUUCUUCACAAUUAACCUAAGAAUACAACCGUAGUGUGUAGAGACUAUGAAUUGACUCUUGCAAUUGCUAUCGUUGUAAGCAGGGUUAAGGUCAGUGUGAUGUUUCCAAAGUUUUUACAGUUGCCAUCUUUAAUAGCGUGAGAACAGUGACAUUAAUGAAUGAUGCUAAGGCAGAAACUUCUAAGAAUUCUACAAAAUGAUGCUGUUUCCAGGACCAAUUUCACCUGAACUCUGCUGGUCUUUCUGUCAGUUAUUAUGGGAAUGAGGGCGGAGUAGCUCUGCUUUUUCUAGAACCCAUGGCUAGUUGAGGAGCAGGCUCUUGAUCUGACCUGCCAGUUACGUUAUAUUUAACGUCUCUUUUCAACUUAGAUUUUGAGAGCUGCUAUCAUUCAGACGCUUUUCUUCCCAGUGACUCGGGACUGCAGAGGCUUGGCUGGCUCUAACACUGUGGUACCCUGAAAACUUUUACUGUCACACUUGUGUGGGCAAGAGUGUUUCCUCCUCUCUCCCCUCAGACAUCCGGACUUGUCCCCAGCAGUCAGUGUCCUCUAAGCAGGCAUACGCUUUUCUUUCUAAGGGUAUGCGUUCCUCAUUUUUUCUCACCUGAUCAUGCAGGAAAGUGUUAGUUACUCGUAUAGAAUCAUUUUCUUUUUAAAGACAUGGUCUCACUGUGUCGACCAGGCUGUCCUCUAACUCACAGGUCUGCCCGCCUCUAUCUCCCAAGUGCCACAAUGAAAUGUUCUCUAGCCUACGCAGUCUUUUUAAAUCACUUUAAAUAUAUGGGGCCCAUAUUUUAAAGGCUGAUUAAAAUGGGAAAAUACUAAUCUGUUAACUCAUACAUGUCUGCCAUUGUUGGAUUCCAGAUCAUAAUUGGAAUGAAGAAAUUACUGUCUCUAGAACACUCCAGCAGCCCAGAGUCAGGGCAGUGGCACUUGCACUGUGAUGACCACGGGCCGAGCGACGACUAGAGCAGGCAGGUUGCAGGAAGACCCUGCACACUCAGACCACAGCUUUCAUUUCUAAUGUUCACCCUUCAGCAAAAGGCAGGUUUUGAGCUUCAUUCUCCAUUGGAAAACACAGCAGAUGAGGCUUUAACACUUUAUUCUGUAAUUUAAAUUCACAGAGUCAGAAUUUUGGUGUGUAUUAAAUCCACAGUCUUUUCUAUGU
Messenger RNA from Microtus ochrogaster (prairie vole), 3570 nucleotides. It is a transcript of the gene Htra4, whose product is annotated as HtrA serine peptidase 4. The record is from RefSeq and is a predicted model, not a curated record. NCBI's taxonomy places the organism in Eukaryota, Metazoa, Chordata, Mammalia, Rodentia, Cricetidae. Gene Ontology annotation, molecular function: protein binding; serine-type endopeptidase activity. Gene Ontology annotation, cellular component: extracellular region. Gene Ontology annotation, biological process: programmed cell death; positive regulation of apoptotic process; proteolysis.